Molecule: messenger RNA, 2401 nt
Organism: Mya arenaria
Lineage: Eukaryota; Metazoa; Mollusca; Bivalvia; Myida; Myidae
Product: borealin-like
Exons: 9
Coding region: 271-1107 (278 amino acids)
Biological process (GO): mitotic sister chromatid segregation
Cellular component (GO): chromosome passenger complex; chromosome, centromeric region; spindle midzone
Source: RefSeq, a predicted model, not a curated record
CAUUGAAAAACUUCAAAAUAAUAUUUGAUGAAUUUUGUAUAAUCUUUGGUCAUAUAACAGGUUUAUUAGCUAUUGGUCACAUUAAAAGCCUUACAUACGUUUUGAGAAUUAAGUUACAUUUCACAGAGCAGGUGAAAUUUCAUUGUGAAUGUUUCUUAAGGGAAUUUUGGAAUAGUUUUUCGCACUCGUCUCAUUCGUACCAAUUAAGCGGUUUCAACUAAAAAUAAUCCCAACUGGACCGAUCCUCAUAUAAGUUCAAAAAGGAGAAGAAUGCCACGUAAGAGAAAUACAACAGCACCGACGAAGCAUGCAAAGCCAGUGCUGUCGGCAUCACAUGAGGAUGACCUCAUUAAUGGAAUGUCUCAGAAACAAAGUGAAGAUAAAAUGAAAGGAAUUCUUAAUGACUUCAGACUUAAUGUGGAGCAGUGCAAGCAGGAAUAUGAGGAAGAGUCGGAAGCUGUAAAGAAAGCCAUCAACAAACAUUACACACAGAUAAUGCUCAAACUCUCACCUAGAGAGUUGCAGAUGACAUUGCUUGAGUACAUAGAGUACACUGACCAGGAAGGCGAGGAGGAGCCCACUGCCGUGCCCAGUCAGCCGCCUGUCUCUGUGCCCUCUAGUCUCCAGACCAGCAAAGACGCACUGAGUAAGUACAAGACAAUGCGGUUGAUCGAUACGAUACCUGAGGAGGGACAGACUGCUGGCACAUCUGCAGUCAAACGUACCACUAGAAAAAGAGCAACAAACAAAGCUAAAGGAGUCACAUUUAAUCCCAAUGCAAUGCCCGACCCUUCAAACAGUUUUGUGACGCCAGCUUUAGCAGGUUCUCGGAACAUGUCUGUACUGGGCUGGGGAGCGACGCCAAUGGUGACCCCAAAGUUUGACCCCCGAUUACCCGUAACCCCGGCCAUGAAGAGACAGAUGCAGCCUGAUGAAACUCUCAUGUCAAUGGCUGGCAGCCCAGUAGACCCUGGGCGACGAACGACGGUGGUGGCUGCGGAUGGUGACAAGGUGAACAUUACGGUGCCAGAGAGUAUGCAUAUCGGGGAACUCCAGGAGUUUAUGAGCAUGCUGGGAAAAAUAAUCAAGUACAAGGACAACCCCUAAAAAGCAUUGUACAUGCAUCUGCCUAAAGUGUGUAAAUAGUGACAUGAUUUUUAAGUUCUUAAUGUUCUGUUUCACCGAUAGCAGUUUUAGGACUCUGGUUUUAUGUUCUGGCUUUUGUAUAUAUCAUAUUCUUUCAUGCUUUUUGGUGAAAAAAGAGUUUUAUCAGUGAAAAAUCAGUAGAGUACAGAAACGGGUGUUAUUAUCAACUUCAAGAACUGCUUUAAAAUCAAUUGUAGUUACUUCCCUUUGAUCAAAACUGAGUAUCUCACUUAUUAUGACAAAUAAUAAUCAAGUAAAAAAUAAUAAUUUAGUAAAAAAAAUGCUUUUGUUUGUUUAAAGAUUGUUUCAGAUGUAAACACAACUUACCAUUUGUUAGGAUGGUUAUACCAUUUUUUAAACUUGAACAUUUGCUUUCAUACAAAACAUUAGACAAAAACAGAUGCUCGAACAUUAGUUAGAUGUUAUAUCAUCUAUUUAAUUUCUUUUCAAACUCUUUGAUUUUUAUACAAAUUCCCUGAAAAUUCUGUGAUAGCUCUAGUAUGUUUUAGAUGUUUCUGUUACAGACCUGGAUCUGGGAAAGAAGAUGAUGUGAUAUUCCUUGGAAUGUUCACGGUCUGUAGAAAUGAAUCUGGUUUCUUAUCAGGAGUCCAAAUGUGUGUUUCUUUUACCUUGAUAUUGGUUGAUUUUUUUUCCAUGAAUGCAAAGUUCUAAUUAUUAUCAUUAAUCAACAUUGUAAAUGUGUAAGAGUGUACUAAAUACUGCUGUUAUAUAUACAACUACAGUGAGAUUUAUUGUUUGUUUCAGCUAAAAAAUCAUUAUAAAUUUCACCGAGUGAGCACCAAAAUCCAUAUUUCACAAGUGGUUUAGCCAGGAAUUAAAUAUUGACUUUGUUGUUCACAGGUUGAUUAUUUUGCAAUCUUACACUAAAACAUACCAUUUUUUUUCUUUUUAUUAAAUUUGCUUAAAGAAAGAUAUAAUGACAAUUAGUAAUUGUUUUUAUGAAAAGCACACCAAUUUGUAUGCGAACGAAGGUGUUGCUUAAAUUGUGUCAAAGCCCUGUGCGCUUGCUUGGACAUUUUAUUUGGAAGUAAGCACAGGCUAAAAUUUGAAAACUAAAAAAUAUGAAAUUGCUUUUUCAAUAUUUGAAAGGGUGAUACAUCUUUUAAAACAUAAAAUUGCAUUACAAUGUAACUAUGCAUGUAUUUAUUGUUUGUAUGUAUGUAUUUGUAAUGUCAGGGAUGUGAUUUGUCCACGGAUUCACGGAAUUCCGCAGCUCUAAUGGCACCAGAGACCC